UUCUUCUUCUUCUUGCUCAUGCUUUAUGGAUUGUUUGGGGUUCAAUAUGUUGGAGAAUGGAUUUGAUGUAAGAAAUGAGGAUUGCAUGCCCACGGGUCAAAUUGAUCCAGGACAACCUCCGAAAAAAACAUGGAACCGACAAAUAGUUGCUCAAGCAAAAAAUUUAACAGAGGUUCCUCUAUCUCUUAAAGAUUGGUUUAUGAUGGGUCCCUUUUUCUUGGAGUUAUGCUGGUACUAUGUAGAACAAAGAGCAAAAGCGGAGGCUGUAAUAUAUAAUCCAUUCAAAAAGCCUGGUGCUAACUCUUCCAAUGGAGUUCCCCUUGGUGGUGUUGGGGUUGGGAGCAUUGGAAGAAGUUACAACGGUUACUUCCAGCAGUGGCAAUUGUUCCCAGGGAAAUGUGAAGAGCAACCUGUUCUAGCAAAUCAAUUUUCUGUUUUCAUUUCCCGCCCAAAUGGUGAAAAGUAUUCGACUGUACUAUCCCCGAAAAGCCCACAUAUUGGCAAAAGUAACAAUGCUGGAAUUGAAUCUUGGGACUGGAACCUGAGUGGAAAUAAGUCAACUUACCAUGCAUUAUAUCCGAGGUCAUGGACUGUCUACGAUGGUGAGCCUGACCCAAAUAUCAAAAUAACUAGUCGACAAAUCUCACCCUUUGUUCCCCAAAACUAUCAGCACAGCAGUUAUCCAGUUGCUGCUUUUACCUUCACUGUAACUAAUUCAGGGAAGACCCCUGCUGAUGUAACUCUGCUCUUCACAUGGGCGAAUUCUGUUGGUGGGAACUCUGAAUUUUCCGGGGGUCAUUUCAAUUCUAGAAUGAAUGUAAAUAAUGGUGUGCAUGGAGUGCUGCUACAUCACCGGACUGCAAAUGAGCAAUCGCCAGUAACAUUUGCGAUAGCAGCUCAAGAGACAACCGAUGUUCAUGUUUCAGAGUGUCCUUAUUUCUCCAUUUCCGGAAAAUCAAAAGGUUUCACUGCAAGUGAUAUGUGGGAUGAGAUUAAAAAGCAUGGAAACUUCGACCACCUCGAUUCAGCUGAAACAUCAAAUCCUACGGAGUCAGGAUCGUCGAUUGGAGCUGCUGUUGCAGCUUCUUUGAUGGUCCCUUCCAAUUCAACCCGUACUGUUACAUUUUCAUUAGCAUGGGAUUCUCCAAAAGUGAAAUUUCAUAAUGGAAAGACUUACCACAGGAGGUAUACCAAAUUUUAUGGCAGAGAUGGCAAAGCAGCAGCAAAACUUGCACAUGAUGCAAUUAUCGAACAUAGAGAAUGGGAGUCCCAGAUUGAAGAUUGGCAAAGGCCUAUACUAGAAGACAAGACUCUUCCUGACUGGUACCCGAUUACUCUAUUCAAUCAACUUUACUAUCUUAGCGGAGGAUCGAUUUGGACCGAUGGUUUACUUGCUAGGGAGAAUUUAGUAGCCAUUGAGAAGAGGAAAAAAUUCUCCCUUGAUUUAAUCACUUCAGAGAAAAGUAACUUUGACGAUAAGAUCCCUUUAAACAACACUGCCAGUACCAUCCUUAAGAGGAUGGAGUCAACAAUUGAGAAAGUUCAAUCUCCUCUGACAUUUGAUUCUGCCUUCGGAACAUCACUGCUUGAUGAAGAAGAGGAAAACAUCGGCCAGUUUCUUUAUCUUGAAGGGAUCGAUUAUAUCAUGUGGAACACAUAUGAUGUACAUUUCUACUCCUCAUUUGCUCUGCUCCAGUUGUUCCCAAAACUUGAACUUAGCAUUCAAAGAGACUUUGCAGCAGCAGUAAUGAUGCAUGAUCCUGAGAAGAGGAAAGUUUUUGGUGGUGAAUGGGUUCCUAGAAAGGUUCUUGGUUCAGUUCCUCAUGAUCUCGGGCUAGGUGACCCAUGGUGUGAGCUUAAUGCUUAUGUCCUUCACAACACUUCUAGGUGGAAAGACUUGAAUCCUAAGUUUGUUCUGCAAGUUUAUAGAGACAUAGUAGCCACAGGUGACAUAAAGUUUGCGAGAGCUGUUUGGCCUUCAGUUUAUGUGGCAAUGGCUUACAUGGAUCAGUUUGAUAAGGAUAACGAUGGAAUGAUUGAAAAUGAAGGCUUCCCAGAUCAAACCUAUGAUAUAUGGUCAGUGUUUGGUGUGAGUGCAUACACAGGAGGUAUUUGGGUGGCUGCAUUGCAGGCUUCUUCAGCCAUGGCUCGGAUAGUUGGUGAUCAAGCUUCAGAGACUUACUUUUGGAAUAGAUAUCAGAAGGCGAAAACCGUCUAUGAGAAACUGUGGAAUGGUUCUUAUUUCAACUAUGACAGUAGCAAUAGUGAGGCAAGCUCAUACAUUCAAGCUGAUCAAUUGGCCGGACAAUGGUACUCUAGAGCAUGUGGUCUUCAGCCGAUAGUUGAUGAAACGAGGGCGCAGAUUGCCCUUAAGAAGGUUUUUGACUUCAAUGUUCUAAAGGUGAAAGAAGGGAAGGUUGGAGCAGUUAAUGGUAUUAAACCCGAUGGCAAUUUGGAUGAUGCAUUCCUACAGGCAAAAGAGAUAUGGACGGGAGUAACUUAUGCUGUCGCAGCUUCUAUGAUUCAAGAAGGUAUGAGAGAAUCAGCAUUUAAAACUGCUCAAGGGAUCUACGAAGCCGGUUGGUCUCAAGAAGGAUUUGGGUAUUCUUUCCAAAUCCCUGAGUCAUGGACAGUUAAUGGAGAAUACAGAUCUCUAAACUACAUGCGACCUCUCGGCAUAUGGGCCAUGCAAUGGGCACUAGAUUCACCGAAAAAACAUUUUCAGAUGGAACCAAGAUCGGAUUAUUCAAAUGAAGAUGAUGCAGAAGGACAUGCAACAUUCUCUAGAGUCGCAAAUUUUCUCAGGUUGCCGGAGGAAAGAGCCGAGAAAAGCAAUCUCAGAGUCAUCUUUGACAUUAUCUGUGAGAAACUGUGGAGCAGAUGAUCUCAUUCUUCUACUUGAAAAAUCUGUGGAGAGUGUAGGAAUUUGCAUUAUUUGUUAAAAAUAAGCUUGAUAUUUGUAUGAGUCUCAGAGAUUUUUAUUAUGGUAUUCCUUACAGAAAUUGUUAGAAUGAAUAUAGAAUAAAGUCAGUUUUACUGAGAAUGAAUGGAAAAUGUCCUUGCAUGGAUCAUGGAGAUCAAAUGUACUUAGAAAAAACAUUUGACGUUGGAAGAUAGCAGUUUUUAUUUUAAUA
Messenger RNA from Dioscorea cayenensis subsp. rotundata (Guinea yam), 3134 nucleotides. RefSeq names its product non-lysosomal glucosylceramidase-like. Gene Ontology annotation, cellular component: membrane. Gene Ontology annotation, biological process: glucosylceramide catabolic process; carbohydrate metabolic process. NCBI's taxonomy places the organism in Eukaryota, Viridiplantae, Streptophyta, Magnoliopsida, Dioscoreales, Dioscoreaceae. Gene Ontology annotation, molecular function: glucosylceramidase activity; beta-glucosidase activity. The record is from RefSeq and is a predicted model, not a curated record.